AACAAAAUUGACAUCUUCAACCGGUUAUAGCAGAAGAUAUCUUCUGUGAAUCUUUUCAUGCUUUAUUCACAUCCAUUGCGGCUAAGUCUUGUAGGUGAAAUGAUUGCAGCAGUAGCUUAAAAUGAUUGAGACAUGCGUACAUUUGUGUUGCUGUUAUUGUACAGUCGUGUUGCAUACAGUUUCAGUUUGUGGAAGUUGAUACCGAAGUACACUUGGAUAAGGGAAAACCAGAAAGCAAUAGACGACAAUUUCCAUGAUUAUGAGAAUGGAUUUGAAAAUACAGGUAGAGUUUUUGUAACUCUUUUUGGAUAUCCAGCAAAAUGUCAACAGCGCGGCGUAUCUCAUGCUUGCACCAUUUCGAUAGCUUGCUGGAUGGCUGGAGGUACGAGUUAUUCUGGUUGUGGAGCUAGUUCUUGGAUUGUGGCAUGUUGUGUACCCCCAAAGAAAAAACGCCAAAAAGAGGAUAAAACAGAAAAUCUGAGUUCGAAAUUGAGAGAAGAACCAGCUAUUUUACAGAGACGGACAGAUGAAGUGUUGGAAGAAUGUGGAAUAUCUUCAGACAGAAUAUUUAUGAAAAGGAUUAUCGGUGGAAACAAGGCUAAAUUUGGACAAUACCCUUGGCAAGUUUACAUAAAAAUUGGCUCAUAUCAAUGUGGAGGAGUCUUAGUGUCCCAUCGUUACGUUGCAACGGCGGCGCAUUGCAUCAUAUCCGCCAAGCUGAAGGAUAUCCUGGUGUAUCUGGGAGAGCUCGAUACCCAGGACACAGGGGAGGUGUCGGAGCCUGCCCCAGCCGAGCUGCACAGGGUAAGGAGAAAACUAAUUCAUCCCGAAUUUGAAUAUCGAACAACGCAGCCUGACCGCUAUGAUGUGGCUUUACUGGAGUUGGUUACUGAAGCCGGAUACGCUGACUACAUAUCUCCCAUUUGUCUUCCUAAUUCCGACAUAUCCCUUUCCGGUCGGAACGCAGUGGUGGCUGGAUGGGGGAAGACUAUGCCUUCUAAUGAACUUAUGGGGACUAACAUCUUGAGGAGUGCAUCUGUCCCAAUACUAGAUAUAGAAGAAUGCAUCGCCUGGCAUAAAGUGAAGGAGAUCUCCGUCGAAUUGCAUGAAGAAAUGUUAUGUGCAGGCCAUGAGACUGGAAAGAGAGAUGCCUGUCUGGGGGAUUCGGGAGGACCGCUGAUCCUGCUUGAAAAUGGCAAAUGGACCCUGGUUGGAAUAACGAGUGCAGGUUUCGGCUGCGGCGAGGCCCAUCAGCCUGGAAUUUAUCACAAGGUUGCAUUAUCAGCAGAUUGGAUCAAGUCUAUUAUAAAUUAUGGAGUUUGAUCCCAAACUUAGUAGGAAGUUUGGACACCAUUGCAAUCAUACCGACAAAUUUAUUGAGAUUAACGAGGUUCCGAUCAGAAGUUCUCGAUUAAGAUUGUAGAACAUAAGAAAGUAUAACUGUUUCGUUACUCAAGUGUUGAGAACUUUUACGCGUUCAAAUAUUUUUGUAAUUACUUAUUUUCCUCUAAUGUUAAUACGGACAUAUCGUUGAGAGUCAUCAUUUCUAGUCAAUAUAAAUUGAAACAUGAAUUUGUAGCAAAUAUUUUUUUUCCAAUAUAC
Molecule: messenger RNA, 1602 nt
Organism: Harmonia axyridis
Lineage: Eukaryota; Metazoa; Arthropoda; Insecta; Coleoptera; Coccinellidae
Product: serine protease 27
Exons: 6
Coding region: 133-1323 (396 amino acids)
Biological process (GO): proteolysis
Molecular function (GO): serine-type endopeptidase activity
Source: RefSeq, a predicted model, not a curated record